Molecule: messenger RNA, 8047 nt
Organism: Danio rerio (zebrafish)
Lineage: Eukaryota; Metazoa; Chordata; Actinopteri; Cypriniformes; Danionidae
Source: RefSeq, a predicted model, not a curated record
CUUUAAGGCAGUGAGCAGUGAGCUGGGCUGUGGAGGCAGGGGAGAGAGAGGGUUAUUCUCUAAUGCUCUGAGGCAGAGAGGGUUAGCAGCACACGAACCAAUGCGAUUAAAGCGCCACGCAGGAGGAAGAUGCGCCUGCUUGCAGCCUGCUGGACGGCGAGAGGUGCUCAAGAAGAUGGUCUGACUCUGGGAUCUCACCUUUGUUCCUGCCGCUUCAGCUUCUCCGGACUUUCUUUCCAUUCCCAUUUCUGAUAAAACACCUAUGAUUUAUUCUCCCCUGUUUAGUUCCUUUUCUUCCCUUUUUUUCUUAAACAAAAUACUUGCUUUCCCUUGGUUUUAAAUGACACACUUGAACGGCGCCGUUGCUUUUUGCUUUGAAAGUUUUCUUUCUCCUCCGCAUCACCACCUGCUCUCCUGAAUCGGCACCUGCAUCCAGCAUCCCCUCUGAAGCACGGCAGCAUCCGGAGCUUUUCAAGACAAUCACACCAGAACAUCCGCACAUCCUUCAUGCGCAACGGCAGGGCGCAAAAGCGCACACGCGAGACGCACGGUGGAGAUCCUCUCAAGUCAUUGGCACAGGAAAUCCGGACUGGCUUUUGUUUUAACCUGACCGUUGGCAUUCUGAGUGGGGGAUCGGGAAAAAAGCAGUGGACAAAGUGUGCGAAGUGAAAAGAGGAAAAUCUAGCUUGGGGAUUGAACGCAGCGGGGCAUGUGGAUAUUGGCAUUUCUCUUUCUCCAGAGCAUCCUGAAUGUUUUCGGUGAAGAUCUACGUUCCAGCUUAUAUUUUGUCAAUGCAUCUCUGCAAGAGGUAGUGUUCUCCAGCACCACAGGGGCACUGGUGCCGUGUCCUGCCGCGGCUGUGCCCCCUGCCACGCUGCGCUGGUACCUCGCCACCGGGGAGGAGAUCUACGAUGUACCAGGCAUCCGCCAUGUGCAUCCCAAUGGCACGCUACAGAUCUACGGCUUCCUGCCAUCCAGCUUUAGUAACCUAAUCAAUGAUAAUACGUACUACUGCACAGCGGAAAACCCAUCAGGAAAGAUCAGGAGCCAAGAUCUACACAUUAAGGCCGUAUUCCGGGAGCCGUACACAGUGCGGGUGGCCGAUCAGAGAGUCAUGCGAGGGAAUACGGCAGUCUUCAAGUGCAUUAUCCCGGCCUCGGUAGAGGAGUACGUCAGUGUUGUAUCAUGGGAGAAAGACACAGUCUCACUUGUCUCAGGAUCAAGAUAUCUUAUUACAUCCACGGGGGCCUUGUAUAUUCUGGAUGUGCAGUCGGAGGAUGCGGUGAAUAUUUAUCGCUGUACCACGCGGCACCGAUACACAGGGGAGACCAGACAGAGUAACAGUGCCCGACUGCUUUUAUCAGAACCUGUGGAUUCUGCUCCGGUGAUUCUGGAUGGGUUUGAACGGAAGGAGGUUAUGGUGGGUCAUCGGGUGGAGCUCCCAUGUAAAGCAUCUGGUCACCCUCCGCCCAGGUAUCGCUGGCUGAGAGACAACAGUCCAUUGGAAUCAGAUAGCCGGUACCAUCAGAGUGUAUCAGGCCUCCUCAUCGAGGCCACACGACCCAGCGAUGCAGGCAGUUAUGUGUGUGAGGUGUGGAACAGCUUCGGAAAUGCCAAAGUGGUCGGACGGCUGGUUGUCAAACAGCCUCUGAAAGCAGUGGUGAGCCCACGGAAGGUGAGGGGCAGCGUGGGUAGCCAAGUGUCUCUGUUCUGUAGUGUGACUGGCUCAGACGAGUUUGACAUCACCUGGUACAGGAAUGCGGAGAAGAUCUAUCAGGGUAUAAAUGUACGAAUCACGGGCAUUAACAACGAGAACCUGGUGAUGGAGGGAAUGGCCAAGAGCGAUGGAGGAGCGUAUCAGUGCUUUGCUCGAAAUGGAAAGAUGUCCACCCAAGACUUAGUUCAGGUCGUCUUGGAAGAUGGGACACCAAAGAUCCUCUCUGCCUUCAGCGAGAAGGUUGUGAGCCCGAAUGAGCCCAUCUCGCUGGUGUGUCACGUGAAAGGAACCCCCCUCCCCACCGUCACCUGGACCCUGGACGACGACCCCGUCAUCAAAGACAGCAACCACCGCAUGGACCGCAUCAUCACCACAGAAGGCCACGUGCUCAGCUACCUGAAUGUUUCUCACACGCAGGUCAGCGAUGGGGGGGUCUACCGCUGCACCUGCAACAACUCGGCCGGAUCGGUCUCCUAUCAGGCUCGAAUAAACGUAAGAGGUCCUGCCAGUAUUCGACCAAUGAAAAAUGUCACUGCCAUCGCUGGGAGGGACACGUACAUACACUGUCGCAUCAUUGGUUACCCGUACUACUCUAUUAAGUGGUAUAAGGAUUCCAAUCUGCUCCCAUUCAACCAUCGCCAACGUGCCUUCGAGAACAACGGCACACUCAAGCUGUCCAAUGUGCAAAACUCAGACGAGGGAGAGUAUACAUGCUACGUGUUGGUGGAUCCAGAGAAACAAAUUCACAGGAGUGUCCAUGUGACAGUAAAAGUGCCCCCUCUUAUCCAACACUCCGACUCUCAGAGUGCUUCCAUUGGUCAGCGUGUCUUCAUCCCAUGUGUGGUCAUAUCCGGCGACCUGCCCAUGUCUAUAACCUGGCACAAAGAUGGACGACCAAUCAACGCCAGCCUGGGUGUCACCAUCGACAACAUAGACUUCACCAGCUCACUGCGCAUUUCAAACUUGUCGGAAAUUCAUAAUGGCAGUUACACCUGCAUCGCCCGGAAUGAAGCUGCAGCCGUCGAACAUAGCAUACAGCUCAUCGUUAAAGUUCCACCACAUUUUGAGGUUCAGCCAAAAGACCAGGACGGCAUAUAUGGGAAAUCAGUUACCUUGAAUUGUUCGGCAAAGGGAAAUCCAAUCCCCACUAUAGUGUGGAACCACUCAAAAGGUGCUGGCGUUCCUCAGUUCCAGCCCAUUGCCUUGAAUUCUGGCUCCCGCGUCCAGCUCCUGGAGAACGGCUCUCUGCUCAUAAAACACGUCCUGGAGGAAGAUGCUGGAUUUUAUCUGUGCAAGGUCAGCAAUGACGUGGGAGCCGAUAUCAGCAAGAGCAUGUACCUCACCGUUAAAAUUCCUGCCAUGAUCACAUCUUACCCCAACACCACACGGGCAGAACAGGGUCACAUGACUGAGAUGAGCUGCACUGCUCACGGUGAAAAGCCCAUCAAGGUUCGCUGGGAGAAGGAAUCUCAUAUCAUCAACCCAGACAUGAGCCGUUAUGUGGUUACUGUGAAGGAAGUGGGGGAUGAGGUCAUAUCCACCCUGCAGAUCUUACACACUGUCAGAGAGGAUUCUGGCUUUUUCUCUUGCAUCGCCAUUAACUCUUAUGGUGAAGAUAAAGGAAUCAUUCAGCUCAUAGUUCAAGAUCGUCCUGACCCUCCUGAGGUUGAGAUCAGAGAAGUAAAGGACCGGACCAUCGCACUUCGCUGGACCAUGGGCUUUGAUGGCAACAGCCCCAUUACAGGAUACGACAUCAACUAUAAAAACAAAUCAGCUUCCUGGGCCUCAUCACAAAUGACCAAAGACGUCUCCCCUCAGCUGAAUCAGGCCACCAUCAUUGAGCUUCACCCUGCUUCCACCUACAACAUCCGCAUGUUCGCCAAAAACCAGAUCGGAGAAAGCAGACCGAGCAACGAGCUGACCAUCACCACUGACGAAGCACCACCCGACGGAGCUCCUCAAGACGUGCAGCUGGAAGCGAUCUCAUCCCAGGGCAUCAAAGUCACAUGGAAGCCCCCCCACAAACACUUGCAAAAUGGCUUGAUCCGAAGCUACCAAGUGUGCUAUCGGGAGUUCGGGACAGGAGGCAGCCCACAAUACAACACCAUCAACGUCGACACCACGGGAGACAUUGAAACCCUCACUCUUGAUAACCUGAAGAAGUACACGCAGUAUGAGGUGCGGGUGCAAGCAGCCAAUCGAGCAGGAAUGGGGCCAACCUCAGAGGAAAUCACCAUCACCACGCUAGAGGAUGUUCCCAGUCGCCCACCUGAAAACGUUGUGACCACAGCUACGACCCCUGAGACCAUCUCUCUGUCAUGGUCUGCACUGCCCAAAGAAGCCCUCAACGGCAUGCUGCUCGGAUACCGUGUCAUCUUCUGGGCCAACCUACCUGAUGGAGAGCUGGGAGAGAUCAGGAACAUCACUACCACCAAGCCUUCGCUGGAGUUGGAGCGGCUGGAAAAAUACACCAACUACAGUAUCCAGGUGCUGGCCUUCACUCGAGCUGGAGAUGGAGUUCGUAGUGAGCAGAUCUACACACGUACCAAAGAGGAUGUUCCUGGCCCUCCGGCUGGAGUUAAGGCUGCUGCUUCCACAAGCUCGGUGGUGUUUGUUUCCUGGCUGCCACCACACAAGCUCAACGGGAUCAUCAGGAAAUACAUCGUCUUCUGUUCCAACCCUUACCCCACGGUGAUUAGUGAGUUUGAAGCCGCACCUGAUGUUUAUUUCCGUCGCUUGACCAACUUGAACCAGAAUUGGCAGUACAGCAUCUGGGUUGUGGCGGUGACUGCGGCAGGUCGUGGGAAUACCAGUGAAAUUAUCACCGUAGAGCCCCAAGCUAAAGCCCCUGCUCGAAUCCUGACAUUCAGUGGCACUGUGACCACUCCCUGGAUGAGGGACAUUGUCCUUCCAUGCAAAGCAGUCGGAGACCCCCCUCCAACAAUCAAAUGGCUGAAGGGAAAUAAUGGUACACCUGCUCCAGUUUCAAUCGAUGGUCGUCGCAGCGCUCACAACAAUGGCAGCUUUGUUAUUCGUACCGUCAAAGCAGAGGAUUCUGGGUAUUACAGAUGUGUUGCCAGCAACAACUGGGGUUCCGAUGAGAUCAUGCUAAAUCUUCAGGUCCAAGUACCACCGGACCAACCACGUCUUACCGUGACCAAAACCACGACCACCUCCAUCACGCUCUUCUGGAUCCCCGGAGACAAUGGCGGAAGCUCCAUCAGAGGCUACAUUUUACAGUACUCAGAGGAUAACAGUGAAGAAUGGGGCAGUUACUCCAUCAGCCCCAGUGAGCGCUCUUACCGUCUGGAGAAUCUGAAGUGCGGUACUUGGUACAAGUUUACUCUGACUGCACAGAAUGCAGUAGGUCCCGGACGCAUCAGUGAAAUCAUUGAGGCCAAAACCCAUGGAAAAGAACCACAGUUCGCCAAAGACCACGAGCUUUUCUCAAGUAUCAACUCUACCCGCGUGGAGCUCAACCUCAUUGGUUGGAACAACGGUGGCUGUCCAAUUGACUCCUUCACACUAGAAUAUCGGCCGGUAGACACUACCAAGUGGACUAUGGUAAAGCGGGAUUCCCUCACCAAGAGCCACAUUCUGUACGACCUACAGGAGGCCACCUGGUAUGAGCUCCAGAUGAGAGUCGGCAACAGUGCAGGAACAGCGGAGAAGAGGGUGCUGUUCGCUACUCUGAAUAUGGAUGGCAGCACAAUUGCUCCAUUGCCAAAGAGCGUGGACCCCAGCCAGGAGAACAGGCAGGGAAAUGAAGGACUUAAGAUGAUGGUCACGAUCAUCUGCAUUCUGGUGGCAAUCUGCAUGGUCUUCAUCGUUCUUCUAGUAUUGAGGAGGAGGAGAAGAGAGCAGAGACUCAAGAGAUUACGAGAUGCUAAGAGCCUAGCGGAGAUGCUAAUGAGUAAAAAUGCACGUACACCUGACACCGUGAACAAGCAGCAGCAGACUCUGCGGAUGCACAUCGAUAUCCCACGUGCUCAGCUACUCAUCGAGGAGAGGGACACUAUGGAGACAAUCGAUGACCGCUCCACAGUGCUGUUGACGGACAAUGACUUUGGAGAAACAUCUAAACAGAAGUCCUCAACCGUCACCCAUACAGUGCAUUACCAGUCUCUAUCUCAGGCCACUGGACCACUAGUAGACGUGUCUGAUGCUAGACCUGGUACAAACCCCACUGCCCGCCGCACAGCUAAAGCAGGUCCUGCCACACGCAGUCGUUAUGCCAGCCAGUGGACCCUGAACCGGCCACAUCCUCCCGUCUCCUCACACACACUCACUACGGACUGGAGGUUGCCCACUCCGCGCGCCACAGGCUCGGUGGACAAAGAGAGCGACAGCUACAGUGUCAGUCCCUCUCAGGACACAGACCGCGCUCGCAGCAGUAUGGUGUCUACAGAAAGCGCCUCCUCCACUUAUGAGGAGCUAGCCCGUGCCUACGAACACGCCAAAAUGGAGGAACAGCUGCGACAUGCUAAGUUCACGAUCACAGAAUGCUUCAUAUCGGAUACAUCCUCUGAACAGAUGACGGCCGGCACGAAUGACUACACAGACAGCCUGACAUCCAGCACGCCGUCAGAGUCGGGCAUCUGCAGAUUCACAGCCUCCCCACCCAAACCACAGGACGCCAGCCGGGUCAUGAAUAUGGCCGUGCCUAAAGCACACAGACCCGCAGGUGAACUGGUCCAUCUCCCCCCUUACCUACGCAUGGACUUCCUUUUGAACCGGGGAGCGGCCUCUUCAGGUCGGGAGGCCACAGGACAGACUUGUAUGGACCCACAGAAGAGCCGGAUUACAAAGCGGCCGGCGUUGCUUGCCCCCACCCCCUCCGAGACCCCCUCUUCAGCCCUCUCUUCCUCCGGGCCCCCCAGCAGAGAGGCGGUACAGCAGUGGCAGCCGGGAACUGCCUCUACACUGCCACAGCGCGAGCCGGGCGACCUGGCCCAGGCCGCCAAACUCAGCAGCUCCCAGGAAUCGCUGCUAGACUCCAGAGGACACCUGAAACAAAGCAACAACCCCUACGCAAAGUCCUACACACUUGUAUAACACAGGACUACAGCUACGGACCACGUUGCACUGUCACGCACACACAGAAACAAACAAACAAACAAACAAAAAACGUGAGGACCUGCUGCAAAGACGAGAGCUUUUCUGAUUCAGAGAUGAGUCCUGUACAUACAUUCUGAAUUCCUAAAGAAGUGGAUAGUUUUCUUUGCAUCUGUCUUUCUAUCUAUCUCACUCUCCCUCUCUCUGUUUCUCUCUGUUGUUUUUUUUUUUUUACUCUUUCUUCCUUUCUUUCGCUCACCUCUCUUCCCUCUUCUCUAAGUUGGAAUCUUUUUAUUUUAUUUGACGUACGUUAUUUUAAAUACCACCGUUAUGAAGAUUGCCAAAAUUAUUUAUUUAAAUUGACAGAGGAACUACUUUUGAAUUUAUAUCAAGGAUAAUUCUAUAGUCAUUAUUAUUAUUAUAUAAAAAUAGAGAAAAAAAAAAUUAUCAAAAAAUGCUUUUAAAAGGGCGGGGCGAGGUCAGCUCUGCAGGAAGAUGUUGCUUUCUUUAUCCGUGACUCGAUUGUUUUGAAGAAUCCAUGAGGUGCGAUCAAAGAUUUCCAAGAGGAACGAGUCCAACGUGGGAGACACACGUCCACAGUUUCCAGUCGUCUCAGAAUGUCGUGCUUUCUAAGGACUGCAUGGGGACCUGCAAAUAAAAAAAGAUUUUUUUUUUUGUCACACUAAGGGAUUUUAUAGUGUUAUAAUAUGUAUUAUGGCAUUAUAUGUCAUAAUAUAUGUUACAACAUACAUAUAAAUAUAUAAAUAUAUAUAUAUAAAUAUAUGAAUACACAUGAAGAGAUCACUUUUAUUUGUGGAUAAUACAGGGAAGAAAAAAAAGAUUUGGUAAAUAAAGUCCUUAGUCAUGUUUGCACACAUCUGGUUUGAUUAGAAAAUUGAAACUGUUGGGUUCUCUUGUCUUUUUUUGUGACUGCGUAACGGUAGUUUCAUCUGAUGAUACUGCGGAGAGCACGUGUGACGCAAAGAGAGAAGCGCGGGAGGAAAACAAACGUCAACCUCGGCGGUUUUCUCCAGCGGCUCCUUGAAUGAACGAAUGAAUGGUAUCUGAUUCACCUGUUUGUAGAUGGUGUGGCCUGUUUUUGUGUAAGACACGCAACAAAGAGAAGAUAUUUUAAUUGAGCAAUAUGACACUGGAUUUACUAAUAAUUUCGUAAUUCUUGGACAUCUUGAAGUACUAACAGAUAUGAAUGUAUUCAGUAAUGCAUAAUGAAAAAUAAACCCGAAGAUGAUUGACAAUAAAGAGACAAACUAAUGA